CUCCCACUACCAUAUUUCCUCUCACUGUGGAAACGCUAAGGGGAUUCUUCACAUGUAUUCAUUCAUCAGGUGAAAUAUCUGUUCCAUCUGUGGCUGGAUCCCUUCUAGCCGUGACCCGGUUGGGGUUCGGCGAAUGUAUGGCAAGUGACGUCACUUGCUGCCAAUAAACUGCGAAACUAGCGUGGAAGGACUAUUUAAUUGAUAGAUGAAUUACAUCUUAUUGGAUUUUUGUUUAUCAAACAUCAAGCAAAAUAGUAGAUUAAAGACUUGUCUAGGUAGAGAAGAAACACUGAGCGCGACCAACGAGGAUGUUUAAAAAAUUUGAUGAGAAGGAAAAUGUUUCCAACUGUAUUCAGUUGAAGACCUCUGUAAUCAAAGGCAUCAAAAACCAGCUGUUGGACCAGUUUCCAGACAUUGAGUCAUGGCUCAACCAUAUCAUGCCAAAAAAGGACCCUGUCAAAAUAGUGAGAUGCCAUGAACACAUUGAAAUCUUGACAGUGAAUGGAGAAUUGCUCUUCUUCAGACAAAGAGAAGGACCGUUCUACCCAACUCUCCGACUGCUCCAUAACUACCCCUUUAUUCUUCCACACCAACAAGUAGACAAAGGGGCCAUCAAGUUUGUCUUAAGUGGAGCCAAUAUCAUGUGCCCUGGAUUGACAUCCCCAGGCGCCAAACUCUACCCUUCUGCCUCAGAAACAGUAGUUGCCAUAAUGGCGGAGGGCAAGCAAUAUGCGCUUUGUGUCGGAGUCAUGAAGAUGUCUGCAGAAAACAUAGAGAAAGUCAACAAGGGAGUAGGAGUUGAAAAUGUUCAUUAUCUUAAUGACGGACUGUGGCACAUGAAGACGUAUAAGUGAUGUCGUUACCCACCCCCUGGACAACAUGGAGCUGUUGACAGCGAGGCUGCCAGUCAAUUGUUUACACCAACGGACUUAGUUGUGUAACUAGCUGGAGGCUUUGAACCUACCUCCAACUGAUGCACAAAUAAAAACCUGCAUUUAAAGUUAUUUUCCAUUCUUUUGCACUGCCUUUACAUUUCAUGGUUUCUUUGCUAAAGUCAUUGGGACUCACUUGCUACCAGGAGAAAAACAUCUGUAAUGGAUUGUAGAUCAUAGUGCCAUGUAUAUGCUGUUACAUGUAUUUAUGACAUGAAAUCAAUAAAGAAUACUCUGGCGAGUUGGAGGCUAAAGAAAGAUAAACUCAGAUUUUUUUAGGGGGGUCAGUUACAUUCUCUCUUUGCAGUGAACAUUUAAUUGCCAAAGUUUCGGCACGCAUGGUCUUCAUUAGGUGAUGUAUUUAUGAAAACUAAAGUAAUCUAGCAGACACUUCCAUAUGCCAGGAUGUACAAUGAUGCUUGAUGGGGCAUGAAUACAGACAGGCAUAACUGGUAAACAUUCGAAAAGAAUGUCACAUUCACAGUUUAAUGAAAUAAUUUUUUUAUAAAUGGCAACUCGAGUUGAGGAUAGUUUGUUUGGAGCUCUGGGAGAAUCAAUUGUUUUUGCUCGGCGACUACGUUUUCUUCUCACCGUGGAAACAAUACAAUAAUCAAUAUGAAGGUACAUGGAGAACAAGUAUAGCCUACAUAAAAAUACUCAAACUACAGUUGGGCUAGGGGUACAAUAACACAUAACAUAAAGACGUUAAGGGAUUUACAGUGCAUUUGGAAAGUAUUCAGACCCCUUGACUUUCUACAUUUUGUUACAUUACAGCCUUAUUCUAAAAUGG
Salmo salar (Atlantic salmon) is the source of this 1722-nucleotide messenger RNA. It is a transcript of the gene mcts1, whose product is annotated as MCTS1 re-initiation and release factor. The record is from RefSeq and is a predicted model, not a curated record. Gene Ontology annotation, molecular function: RNA binding. Gene Ontology annotation, biological process: formation of translation preinitiation complex. Lineage: Eukaryota; Metazoa; Chordata; Actinopteri; Salmoniformes; Salmonidae.